UAGAUUAGUGCGUGAGGGUUUUGUCUCCUCUCUUGGGUUUUCAUAGCGGCUUUCCCUGUUUGAUGCCGAGGCUGUCUGGCCGGCCCGUAAUGUGGUUGUCGGAGACGAACGUUCUCUACUCGAUUUGAUUGAGUUUGGGUUGCGUCCAGUGAUGCCGAUCUGUUGGUGUUUAUGCUCGGGUUUCCCCUGGGAGUGCUUGUCGGAGGUGUGGUUUCAACUUUCAGGUCACAGACUGGGAGUAAAACCGUUGACCCGGUCCUGGUCCGAACGAGCCGGGUCUAAACUUGGGUUGGGUGUUUGGGUCUGAGACUAGGCUGGAAUUAGCUUGGAACAAGAGCAGACGCAUUUGAAUUUUUUUUUCUUUUCUUUUCUUAAUUUUAAAGUAAGAAAUUAAAAUAAUAAUG
This is a messenger RNA of Rubroshorea leprosula, 404 nucleotides long. Lineage: Eukaryota; Viridiplantae; Streptophyta; Magnoliopsida; Malvales; Dipterocarpaceae. The record is from the annotation of a GenBank genome assembly.